Messenger RNA from Pezoporus occidentalis (night parrot), 4567 nucleotides. It is a transcript of the gene MUC4, whose product is annotated as mucin 4, cell surface associated. NCBI's taxonomy places the organism in Eukaryota, Metazoa, Chordata, Aves, Psittaciformes, Psittacidae. The coding region runs from base 35 to 4162 and encodes 1375 amino acids. Gene Ontology annotation, molecular function: ErbB-2 class receptor binding; calcium ion binding. The record is from RefSeq and is a predicted model, not a curated record. Gene Ontology annotation, biological process: cell-matrix adhesion; regulation of signaling receptor activity. The transcript has 27 exons.
AAGCACAGCCAUCACUGAAGACAGACCCACAGCCAUGAUUGCAGACACAACCACAGCCACCAGUGCAGACACAACCACAGCCAUGACUGCAGACACAGCCACAGCCAUCACUGCAGACAGAACCACAGCCAUCACUGCAGACACAACCACAGGCACCACAGCAGACAGAACCACAGCCACCAGUGCAGACACAACCACAGCCAUGACUUCAGACACAAGCACAGCCAUGACUGCAGAAACAACCACAGCCACCACUGCAGACACAAUCACUGCCAUGACUGCAGACACAACCACAGCCACCACUGCAGACACAUCCACAGCUAUCACUGCAGACACAGCCACUACUGCAGACAGAUUUAAAACCAUCCCUGCAGGGAGCAUUGCAGCGGUUGCGCCUGAAUUCUCAGUGAGUCCAGCCAAGGAGGCAGGAGAUGUCCUCCCUGCAGGCUCUACCAUUUCUCUGAAACCAGCUGUUACCUCCAGACCUACCACUGCCCCAGCUCCUGCCUUUGGGACACAGAAGGGACUGGCCACAACAUCAAGCACAUCCUCCGACUCCACCACUGUUCACAGAAAUCCUGCCCCUGAACUCGCACUCACCAGUGGGAUUACAAUGCCGGCAGCCUUGCUCUACCCCUUCGGCGCAAAGGAAGGGGACCAGGAGUGUGUCCAGAGGACAGUGGAUUUUAACUCCCCCCUGUUCAAGCCAGAGAUUGGGUUCCCCUUUGGGAAUUCACUGCAGGAUGCUCUCUACUUUACAGAUAAUGGACAGAUCAUUUUCCCACCCACGGACAACUACGUCCCCUCCAAUCCCAACCCACCUCCCCAGGGCUUCAGUGGCCAGGAGGGUUUGCCGAUGGUGGCUGCCUUCUGGGACGACGCAGAUUUCUCCCAGGGUGUCGGCACUACUUGGUACCAGGAGUACUCCACACUCAGCUCUAUUCGAGACCCCCUUGUUCAUGAUGUGGAAGCAAAGAUCAAGAAAUACCUGAAAAUCCCCUAUGUAGCAAAAUGGACCUUGAAGGUGACAUGGGAGAAGGCUCCAGCAUACCCAUCCCAGAGGAAUGACACUCGGACGAGCACCUACCAGGCAAUACUCACCACUGAUGGGAACUGUUCCUUCACCCUGCUGCUGUACCAGGAUGGCGGGAUGCGGUGGGACUACACCAAGUUGGCUGCAGACAAUGUGCUGAUUGGCUUCUCCAGCGGCAAUGGCUAUGCCCAAAACAACGAGCUGACUCAGAAGCCAGCGUCUGUCAAGUACCGACCUGACCAGCACAGCAGCACCAGCACCGAUGUGCGUGGUCUGUGGAUCUACAGGCUGGACAGCCGCUCUCGGGUGAACUAUAGGCUGCGGUGCCUGGCGUGGCUGGACGCAGAGCCAUCACCAGCCGCCUGGAACGCUCAGCUCCCACCAUGCCCCUGUUCCUGGCCCCAGGCAGAGCUGGACCCCCGCUUCCGCCGCAGUGCAGGCCCAGCAGACCCCUCCGUGAGGAUGCUGCGCACUGCAUGCCCCAGCCCGGCGGGAGCCGGGGUGCGGUGUCUGUACCGAGAUAGGAGCUUGCUUGAAGGCUGGCAGGAGAGAGCAUGGAGCCUCCUCAUUCACCCCGCCACUGAUGGGGAGCUGGAGGCAUUUGACUGGUGCUGCCGGCGCGUUGGGAAGCCCCUGUUCUGUGCAAGGUUUGCUGAGAAGAGACCAAGGGUUGGCUGCGAGGGAUAUGUGCCACCCACCCCUGCUGGUGCCUUUGGGGACCCCCACAUCACCACUAUGGAUGGACUCACCUACACCUUCAAUGGGCUUGGGGACUUUGCCCUGCUGCUGGCUAGUGAUGCCCAGACCAGCUUUGUGCUGCACGGCCGCACAGUCCGGACUGGCAUGGCUCAGGCCACCAAUUUCGUGGCCUUUGCCGCCCAGUACAUCUCCUCCACCACCACCACAACAGUUGAGUGGACCCUGGGGAGCUGGGGUGAUAUCCAAGUCCUCCUGAACCAUGAAAGCAUCCAGUUCUCCUAUGCCCAAGACAUGGGUGCUGAGGUGUACUACAGCCCUGGUGUCCUGCUGGUCAAUGCCUCUUCUAUCACAGCUGUUUUCAACGGGGCCAUUGCCAUCACCAUCUCUGCCACCUCCAGGAUCCUCAGCAUGGUCUGCAGCCUUCCCGAUCAAUACCACAACAGCACCAAGGGCCUCCUGGGUGUGUGGGACCAUGACCCCGCAGACGACUUCCAGAUGCCAAAUGGUACCAGCAUCCCUGUGAACAGCAGUGAGGAGGAGAUCUACAGCUAUGGUUUGACCUGGGCUGUUGGAGGGCACAGCCUGUUUACUCAGCCUCUGGGCUUACCAGCAAUGAACUUCACACCCAUCUUCUUGUCUCAGCUGCGGCAGGAGGGUGAAAGCCAGUACCAGCUGGCAGCCUCACAGUGCCGUGGCAGCAAGGAGUGCAUCUAUGAUUCACUGAGCACAGGGGACAUGGCCCUGGGUCUGGCCACCCAGAGCUUCACAGCCGACUUCCAGCAGAAGAAGACAGUACUCAAUGCCUUCCCUCCCAUCAUCACUGGUGACGCAUCACUCACAGCCUUUAGGACAGAAAGGAUCAGGAGGCAGUACCAUGCUGUGGGGCUGGGUGCACACUUUGUCCCCCACCUCUCACCAGAGCUCAACAUAUCGGAGAGUGGCACCUUGACGUGGGAGCCCCGUGGGACAGCCCCGCUCACCAUCGACCUGGAGGCUAUUGGGUCCAACAACCUCUCUGCCCUCCUCCAGCUCCACUUCACACUUUGCAGCUGCAGCAGGAUCCAGGAGUGCGAUUACAGCAACACUGUCACUGUGGAGGGGUCCUCCCUGCAGUUGGCAGCCUGCAGGUGUGAGGGCGGCUACUCGGGUCCCUUCUGCCAGGACCCUCCGGACCCCUGUGCCCAGGGAUGCUUCCCUGGAGUGCGCUGCGACUCCCUUGCUGGCUGCGGCCCCUGCCCAGCCGGCCUGACUGGUGACGGGCGGCACUGCUCAGAUAUUGACGAAUGCGCUCAGGGGGCAGCGUGCCCAGGGAACACCACGUGCACCAACACGGUGGGCAGCUACGCCUGCUCCUGCCCAGCUGGCGUGGAGGGGGAGGAGCCAGGCUGUGCCUCAGCCUGCGGCUCUCGCUCCUGCCCCGCGGGAUACUGCAGUAAUGGGGGACACUGCCACCUGCACCCCCUCACCUGCACCCCCAGCUGCGCCUGCCCCCCGGCCUUCACCGACCAGCGCUGCCUGGUGGCAGGGGGGGAUUUUCGGCCGCUGCCCAGCGCAGGCCUGCCCCGGAGGAGCAUCCGGCUGCGGGCCAGGACGCUGCGAAACGCCACUGCCGAGGAAGUCAAUGGCACUGUCUCAGCCAUCCUGGCCUCCCUGGAGGUAAAGGCUUUCCAGUGCAACACCAACAUCACCCAAAUGACAGACAGUGAUGGCUUCACCUUCACGGUGGUGUCUGAGUUUGCCUAUGACAGCCGUGGCACCGUCAUCCAAUUCCUGAAUGAGGAGCUGCCGGGGGCCAUCACCGGCGCCUUCAACAGACACUGGGGACAGCGGGAAGCAGGCACUCGCCUCCUCUUCCAGCACCUGCACCGGGACAACAUCACUGACCUGGUGAAGUUGACAGUGGCUGAGCUGAGGCACUAUUUCCCUUGCAAUCUGUAUGGUUACAAAGGAUACCAGCUUCACUACGUGGGGACCAUUGGCUUCGUCUGCAUCUCCCCUUGCAAGAAGGGCUACUGCCAGCAUGGUGGCCAGUGUCAGCACCUGCCCGAGGGUCCCACCUGCAGCUGCCUGCCCUUUUCCAUGUUCUCUCCAGCCGGUGCCCAGUGUGAGCAGCUGGCCAUCAGCUUCACUGCCUUCCUCAGCAUCUUGCUGGUAGUCGUGGCUCUGCUCUGCCUCUCACUUGCCAUCGUCUGCCUGGCCUCACACCUCUGCCACCAGCAGCGCCGCCGGCACGAGGGGGCCAGGGACACCUUCUGGAUGCCACGGCCCUUCUCCUCUCUGACGAUGGCAGGAGAGCAAGCAGAGCCCAUCCACUGUCACCCCAUGGAAAGCCUUUGGGAACUGCAGCUCCAGCCCAUUGACCCCCUAGUCCAGAUGAGGAUCCAGAGACCCCACAUCAGGCCUCCAAGCCAGCUCCCCCAUCAGCCUUAGCUUGCCACUGGUCCUGCCCCAGCACCUCUGGGCUCACAGAGAAGCCAGCUGCUGCUUUCAGCCCCACCACCCGCUCUCAAGGUCUUCAGCAACAACGCCUGCAUGGAGGCAGGGGACUGGCAGCUGUCCUUUGGAGCCUAGUGUUUGUGGGAGGACUCACUCUGGAGGAGGUGUUUUCAUUGAAUCAAAAAUGUGCUAUUACAGUGGGUGGCCAAAGCAAGAGGAUUUUACCUUCCACUGAGGACCUUGCAGAGGCAACUGGGUUAAUCCUUGAGUGUGUAUGCACUGGGGUAUGCUUUAGUGCAACAUAACCAGACCUAGCAGAGCCACUGAUAUGGUCAAGUGGAACAAUGCAGUGAUUAUAACCCAUUAGGAACAAAAUAGAAUAAAUCAACAAUGAUGGCA